Arabidopsis lyrata subsp. lyrata is the source of this 910-nucleotide messenger RNA. RefSeq lists its product as uncharacterized. The record is from RefSeq and is a predicted model, not a curated record. The transcript has a single exon. Bases 534 to 629 code for a protein of 31 amino acids. NCBI's taxonomy places the organism in Eukaryota, Viridiplantae, Streptophyta, Magnoliopsida, Brassicales, Brassicaceae.
AUAUAUCAUAAAAUAGAACAAUUCGUAAGUUAAGUUGUAUAUUUGUAAAAACAAUUAAAAAAUAAUAAAUAAAUAUUUAUAGAAAGGGGUAGAGAAAUUAAUUAAUUAAUUAAUAAGCCGUUUGUUGAGUGUUGUUUGGGUUCUAGUCAGGUUUUUUCCAGACUAUGCUCUUCUAUCCGCUCCUGGUCGACUCAUCUCAACCUUUGAAUUCUUUUGGGUUCGUCUCCUUGCUAAGAAGAAGUUUCGCUUGUUUGUUUUGGAUCGAUAGAACUUUAUGUGUGCAGAUGCUUCUUCUCCCUGAUGUUGUUCGCUGUGUUUGACAACCGUCUCGAUCCAUCAUCGUUCUCGUUCUUGUGAUUGGUGAUAUUUGACAGGUUGGGCCUCACUCCUUGUCCUUGCUUUCCUGAAUCUGUUUUGAUAGGAUUGCCUUUUGAAGAUUUCUAGUUAGACAUUGUUGGACAUGGCAGUCGUCGUAGUCGUAUUCGAAAGCGUGCUCGAGGUUCUCUCAGCUCAUAGGUUUUGCUUGCCGGGCUAUGAAGUCUUUGGUUCUUGGUUUCGAGAGAUCAGCUCUCAUUAUGAUAGGAGAAGGUAGAUGUUAUUUUAGGAUUGGCCGCGGGCAUCCUAUGUAAAUCUCAAUCGCAGGUGCUUCAGAAGAAGUGGUUUCCUUGUAUUCUUUUGUCUAUUGUUUCUCUUAAGGUUUUAGCCUUGUGCUUCUGUCUUAGUUUAUGGUUUCGUUCUCUUGCGUUGUCGGUUUGAUAUAUUUGUUUUGUAUUUCCAGUAUUAUAAGUUCCUCUUCUAUAGAGCCUAGUUUCCGGGGACAUUUAUGUCGUCCGCCGGCUUAUGUUUCCCUCUUUUGGGCUUUAGUUUCCAGGGAUAUUCAGUUUUUCCGCCGGCUUAUGUAAUCUCAAAA